Molecule: messenger RNA, 2061 nt
Organism: Phlebotomus argentipes
Lineage: Eukaryota; Metazoa; Arthropoda; Insecta; Diptera; Psychodidae
Gene: nAChRbeta2
Product: acetylcholine receptor subunit beta-like 2
Exons: 4
Coding region: 124-1707 (527 amino acids)
Biological process (GO): nervous system process; regulation of membrane potential; chemical synaptic transmission
Cellular component (GO): synapse; neuron projection; postsynaptic membrane
Molecular function (GO): acetylcholine-gated monoatomic cation-selective channel activity; transmembrane signaling receptor activity
Source: RefSeq, a predicted model, not a curated record
CGCACAUCAAGCGGAUUCUCCUUCGGCAGGGUAUCGAUUGUGAAUCCACUGGGUGGGAACUUUGUGGCUGUUUACUUUCUCUCUGGUGGUGCCUCUUUACGUGGCCAGGAAGUGCAGUGAAGGAUGGUGGGUGGGAAGAUAGUGUUUUCCGUGGUUGUAAUUCUGGCUCUCAGUGAAAAUGUUCGAGGGCGCUUCGAUGUGGAGCAAAUGGAAGCCAAUCCGGACGCCAAGAGGCUCUACGAUGAUCUCCUGAGCAACUACAACCGCCUCAUCAGGCCUGUGGUGAACAACACAGAGACUCUGACUGUGUGGCUGGGCCUGAAGCUGUCGCAGUUGAUUGAGGUCAACCUAAAGAAUCAGGUGAUGACCACGAAUCUCUGGGUGAAGCAGAAGUGGUUCGACUACAAGCUGCGAUGGGAUCCUGAAGAGUACGGCGGCGUGGAGAUGCUGUAUGUGCCAUCAGAGCAGAUCUGGCUGCCCGAUAUUGUGCUGUACAACAACUGGGACGGGAACUACGAAGUCACCCUCAUGACAAAGGCCACGCUGAAGUACACCGGGGAGGUUUUCUGGGAACCACCGGCCAUCUACAAGUCUUCCUGCGAGAUCAACGUUGAGUAUUUCCCUUUUGAUGAGCAGACGUGCUUCAUGAAAUUCGGCUCCUGGACUUAUAACGGCGCUCAAGUGGAUCUGAAACACCUGGAUCAAGUGCAGGGCAGCAAUCUAGUGCUGAUUGGCAUUGAUUUGUCCGAGUUCUAUCUCUCAGUGGAGUGGGAUAUCCUGGAAGUGCCUGCCAGCAGGAAUGAAGAGUACUAUCCGUGCUGCACUGAGCCCUUCUCUGACAUCACCUUCAAGCUAACCAUGCGACGCAAGACGCUCUUCUACACAGUCAACCUCAUCAUUCCAAUUAUCGCUCUGACGUUCCUCACAGUGCUCGUCUUCUAUCUGCCCAGCGAUUCUGGCGAGAAAGUCACUCUAUGCAUCUCAAUCCUUGUGUCGCUGACUGUGUUCUUCCUCCUGCUGGCCGAAAUCAUCCCACCCACGAGUCUGGCAGUGCCACUGCUCGGGAAAUACCUCCUCUUCACCAUGAUCCUCGUCUCGCUCUCCGUGUGGACCACCGUUUGCGUCCUCAACAUCCACUUCAGGUCUCCCUCGACGCACAACAUGCCGCCAUUAAUGCGGAGCAUCUUCCUCAACUUCAUGCCCAAGCUCAUGAUGAUGCGGCGAACGCACUACAGCCUCCCGGACUACGACGACACAACGCCCAGCAACGGCUACACGAAUGAGAUUGACGUGCGCGACAGCAUUAGCGACUUUCCCGGAGAGUACAAAGAGAACGCCGAUGGGAGUUGCGAUAAUCUCGGCAAUCACGCCCAUUCCUCCGUGGAGUCUGAGCAAAUGUUCCCCCGUCAAGUGACCCCAGAACUCAUGCAGGCGAUGAAGAGUGUUCGCUUCAUCGCUCAGCACAUUAAGGAUGCCGACAAAGACAAUGAGAUUGUUGAGGAUUGGAAAUUCAUCUCAAUGGUGUUGGAUCGCUUCUUCCUGUGGGUCUUCACGAGCACUUGCAUCUUCGGCACCAUCGGCAUUAUUUUCCAGAGUCCCUCGCUGUACGACUUGCGUGCGCCUGUGGACCAGCUCUUGAGUGAGAUUCCGCUGAGGAAGAACAACUUCAUGCUUCCGCCGGAUAUAAUCCGUAUGAAGCUCGACUAGAGAUGCCCUCGCAAUAUUAGUGAUUACUCGAAUGUUAACUGUAUACUCAAAGUAGAGCGCAAACAUCGACGUUGAUACCCCUGAAAGCUUCUUUUGGUCUUUUAGCCACUACGGCCAGUUAAGAGGCGCGUUUGUGGUCCCGGAAGAUAGAGGGCGCUGAGGGAUGUUGCGUAUUCAUGAAUGAAGGAACGAAUUAGUGUGAGUUGAGCGCGUAUAGUUACCUCUUUCUCGUGCGAAUGAAUUCUUUACGCUGAAAUUCCUCAGCAGCUCCACACUGCAAAAAUGGGAAUGAACUAGUCAAUUUCUAUCUGCUCAUUUUGUAUGAAAAUUACACGUUUUCCCACAGAUAUCACU